AUGGUGAAGGGAGCGAUUGAGGAGUCGAAAAAGACUUCUGGUCAAAAUGAUUCAAAAGAUCACACAUCUCUGGAUGAGAUCAGUGAAAAGCGUGCAGACUUGACAAAUCAAAAGCUGGUUAACCACCUCUCCAAGAUCGAUGGAUCCAGUUUUCAUACCGGCGACGAGAAGUUCAUUAAGGAUAGAGGGGUCUAUCGAGUGGAAGCCCUCAAGGAUGUCCUAUACACUCACGAGAAAGGUCUUCGGAUGAGAUGGAUAUUGGGUAUUUCAAUUCUUUUGUGUUCUUGGGCUAUCUCUCUAGACUGGUCUGUUACGAGCAGCAUCCAGCCCUGGGCGACUUCGGCAUUUAAAGAGCAUUCUCUAGGGCUAGGUGCUCUUGCAAUCGCCCAGCAAAUCAUCACUGCUAUUUCAAAACCCGUGUGGGCGCAGAUCGCCAAUAUCGUCUCCCGUCCAACCACAUACUUUAUUUCCAUUGUCUUUUAUACACUUGGGUACAUUAUUGUGGCUUCAAGCCACACGAUCUCUGCCUAUAUCGUUGGUGCUGCUUUUUCCUCCGCAGGAAAUUCCGGGAUUCAGUUCCUCAAUAGCAUCAUAGUUGCUGAUAUGACUCCUUUAAAGUGGAGGGGCCUCGCCACAUCAGCCUUGAGCACACCUUUCAUCAUCAAUACUUGGUACGCAGGUUACAUUGUCCUGGAUUUGGGUCCAAGUGAUUGGAGGUGGGGAUAUGGUAUGUUUUGCGUAAUUCUUCCCGUGGUACUUUCUCCCGCUGCAAUUAUCAUGUUUGUGUUUGAAAGUCGGGCACAUAGAGGUCUUGAUCAGGAGGGCCUUGCUCAGUAUAAACGAGACUUGGGCUUCAAAAAGAAUUGGAAAAAGCUUUUAUGGAGGGUAGCGGUCGAAGUUGACAUCUUCGGCUUGUUACUUCUAGGUUUUGGAUUUUCAUUGGUAUUGUUGCCCUUCUCUUUGUACCAGAAUGCCGACAAUCAGUGGAAAAAUCCGAGCUUGAUUGCGAUGUUUAUCGUGGGUGGAAUCUUUUUGAUAGUAUUCAUUUUUUUCGAGUUUUACUUUGCGCCAUUCCCUAUCCUUCCCAAGAGGUGUUUGAAUCGAACGCUUGUGGCUUCUGUGACGAUCGAUUUUAUGUAUCAAUUUGCUGGUAACAUUCCAUUGGUGUACCUCUCUUCAUACGCUUGGAUUGUAAGAGAUUGGGAUAACGAGCACUGGACUUACUUCAACAACACCUUGACCAUGGGAUUGUGCGUAUUUGGAGUCGUUGCUGGUAUACUCAUGCGAUUGACCCAUAGAUUCAAAAUAUACCAGUACUUUGGCGUCAUAAUGGCCAUCCUAGGAUCUGCGAUCAUGCUCGAUGGUAGAACAGCAAGUGAUAAAACUGUCACCCUAGUGUGGGCCAGUCUUCUUGAUGGUAUCGGAGGUGGCUUUUGUGUUCCUGCUUCGCAAGUUGCCCUUCAAGCCUCCAUCCCUCAUAGAGAUAUGGCAAUAUCUGUGUCUAUAUUGAGUUUGACAUCCUCAAUUGGAUCUUCGAUUGGGUCUGCAAUCUCCACUGCCAUUUGGCAAGGAAAAAUGGAAUCAGCGUUGAGGAAGUACAUGCCUGCAAGUGUUUCAGAUGACCAGGUAAUUACAUUCUUCAAGGAUAUAACCACUCUUCGUCAGUACGAUUUUCACAGUGACGUCAGACAAGCAGGAAUACGAGCUUACAGAGACGUGAACUGGUAUUUCUAUGUGAUAGCUACUGCUUUGCAAGUGAUACGUCUCAUUGCGGUGUUUUUCCAAAGAAACUAUUACCUAGGUGAUUCAAACAAUGCAGUUGAGGACGAGAACGGAAAUCCGAUUCCCGUGGAGGAACAGGUGGUCAAGAAAAGUGGUCAAAGGAGCUGGAAGAAGAUCUUGCUCAAUAUUGGCGAGUAG
Molecule: messenger RNA, 1920 nt
Organism: Candidozyma auris
Lineage: Eukaryota; Fungi; Ascomycota; Pichiomycetes; Serinales; Metschnikowiaceae
Exons: 1
Coding region: 1-1920 (639 amino acids)
Biological process (GO): transmembrane transport
Molecular function (GO): transmembrane transporter activity
Source: RefSeq, a predicted model, not a curated record